AUGGGCGUGGUGGACCCGCUGCACAUGCUCAACACGGUGCGCAAUGUGGUCACCGGUAUUGUUGAUGAUGCCAAGACUCUUGCGCCCAAGGAUUGUCUCUGUGCAGUGCUAGGCACAGCAGUGGACCUUCCUCCCGAGCACGCUUAUAGGGCAGUAUACCUUUGGCUGCUCGGUGAGUACUCUCUAGAGCAGCACCUUGCCUUCUGCGAAAGUGCAAAGAGGCGAUACCAGAUUGCCUUGCAAGAUGUUGAGCAAUUUGGACCAUCAGCUUGUUGACUCCUCGCGUACUUUGGACAGACAAUGGGUGCUGCGAUGGACCAUGCUCAGGCAGACUACAACAGGGUGAGUCUGCGCCGGUGCUCGAUGGACGUGCUGUAGCUGACACCGCUCUACCCCACAGGCAAAGGAUCCAGAUUGCCCCUCCCCCUAUCUGUCCCACCUCUUGGCCCACCUGGACAUUGA
Ceraceosorus bombacis is the source of this 462-nucleotide messenger RNA. NCBI's taxonomy places the organism in Eukaryota, Fungi, Basidiomycota, Exobasidiomycetes, Ceraceosorales, Ceraceosoraceae. The record is from the annotation of a GenBank genome assembly.